AGUGGGACAGGGUGCAGGAAGAAAGCAAGCCCAGCACUGGGGUGUUUCUCAUUAGCCCCUAUUAUUCACACUAUGUUUCCAGUUUUAAACCACACAGACAGGAGUCAGCUGAACCACUCUCCCUGUUGUUGUUUGCUAAGGGGAUCCGAUCUGCAGGGGGAUAUUCUCAAGUCACACAGAGGGGAAGGUGUCCUGGUAGCAGUGCCAUCCUUGCAGCCGCAUCCCCCUCAGUGCAAACUGCAGGUUGAGUUCCCUUCCCCUGACUCUGGGAGAUAAGGGCUGAGACAAUCCAGCCACACAAAGCCACUCUGCGAGGAGCUGAUCCCCCGGCUACAAACCUGCUGCUCCUCCUCCCAGCAGCACAGAGCUGAGGCAGCCUGUUCUGCUGCCACACAGCCCCAUUUGCACCCUCACUCGUCACCGUCAGCCAGCCAGGGGUUGUCUUCUCCUAUCCAUCACCAUCAGCCAUAACACUGCACCACACCACGAUUUUCUCCUGACCCAGCCCCUCUCAGAGCUCUCCAGCCAGACCCUGCAGCCCUUACUCAGCAGCUCUCCCUCCAAAUGGGAUCAGCUCGAGUCAGCUUCAGCACUAUCUCAGGGUCUGCUGAUGCCAUUUUCUCUCCUGCAGGUGCUGGGGUAGGGAGGGGAUGAGCAGGGACAGUCGGGGCUCAAACGUCGAGUAAAAGCGUGAGAAGGACCCUCGUGGUUUCACCUGCUGUGCUUGGGGACGUGCAUAAACGUGGGGCAAAGCUGAUGCAUCGUCUGCACUGCUCUGAGGGCAGCCCCAUCCCAUCCCUCUGCUCUGCAGCGAUGCCAAGCGCCUACACCUCGUUCAAGGCUCUGAGAAGGAAAGUGAACCUUGCUCUGUACAGCAAAAACCCCUAACCAUUCCCAUCCCCCAGAAUGAGGGCCCAGCACCUGCAGGAUCAGGUAUUUCUGCAGUGGUGGCACUGCCUCAACCCCAGGCUGCUCCUACAGCCACGUGCCCUCACGCUUUGGCCACCCUGCUCUGCGUGCUGUUGGCUCCCAGCAGCGGUCCUAAGCAGGAGGGAGCUCACAGCUCCAGCAAUGGGAAGUCAGGCUGAGCUGCCGGUUACACUGGGAGCGUGACUCGGCCGCCCGCAAAAUCUCAGCGGUGGGACCCAGCCUUUGCUUUCUCACCGCCCCGCUGGAUCGCAGCGGUUUGGUCUGAGGAUGUGCUAAAGUUACCGUGCACUGCUAGGGGACGGAGGCGACGAGGAAAACACUUCUGCCCACAGCGGGCGGGGAGCGGGGCCAGGAUUACGCUACCGGCCGCAGACGACCGCUGGUGGGCAAAAAGCCGCCUCCUCUGGUCCAGCAGCGGAGCGUUCGGAAUCCCCAGCAGCGUUCCAAGAGUUGGCCCGGGGUUCAAAGCUCCCCCGAGCGCCUGGAUGCAGGGAGGGAUGCGGAGAGGGAUCCGCUCCUCUCUUUGUCUUCUGCAGCGAGGAGCCCCCCGGCAGAACACACCCUGAGGGGGGAGGAGGAGGAGGAGGAGGAGCGGCCUCCGAGAGGAGGAGGGGGCCGGCUGAGAGCGAUACCCCCGACCGCGGCAACCGGGGGGAGCAGGGCGGAGCCACCCGGGCGGGGCAGCGCCGACCCCCGCCCGCCCCUCGCGGCGCCUCCCCCGGUUCGGAGCGCGGAGCCCUCCCGGCCCGGAGCGACGCGGCCAUGGGCUCCCGGCUGAGCCGGCAGAGCAGCCUGGAGGAGGAGAGCCCCGGGGCCGAGGAACCCUCCGGCCGGGCCGAUUUCCACCUCUCGUCGCUGUUGCUCCACCCGCAGAAGCUGCCCGGGGUGCUGCGGAAAGCCUCGCCCGCUCCCUACGUGCGGAGGGUGGGGUGGCUGCGGGAGAUCCAGGCCACCAUCCGAGAGCACAAGCGGGAGCACGCCGUGCACAUCCUCAGGCUGCUCAGGAAGGACCUGGGACUGGAAGGAACAUUCCUCAAUGAAGUCCUCUACAAAAAUGCAACAUUCCUCAACUUGGUGGAUCCCAUCUCCCAUGACCUGCUGAUGAGCCUUGCUAGAGACCUGCAGUGUCCCAAAAAGGAAUACGACCCCUGGAAAUCCUCAGACAGGAUCUGCAGGCAGCUGAUCUACCACCUGACCCCACACUCCAAAUGGCACAGGCAUGGCAUGCCCCGCAGGAAGUCCCAGGCAUGCCUAAAGAACAACCUGCAGAAGAAGGUGAGCCAGGGCUCCAUGGAUCUGUCAGGGAUCCCCCUGACCAUGCGGGACGUGCACCGCAUGGCCUACUACCUGCAGAACAACGGGGACCACCUCACCUCCGUGGACCUGAGCUUCACUGAGCUGAACGACGACAUGGUGCGCCUGCUGCUGCCCUUCCUCUGGGCGCUGCCCAAGCUCACCCACCUUUCCCUCAACGGCAACCGACUGACGCGGGCGACCAUGAAGGAGCUGACUGACACCAUGAAGGACAUGAACAAGUUCCCUUGCCUGGCUUGGGUAGACCUCGGCAACAACGUGGAUGUCUCCUCCAUGCCGCAGCCCUUGCUCGUGGGCCUGCGCAAGCGCCUCAGCCAGCAGACCACGCUGCCGACCAUUUACGAGGCUCUCGACCCGGAGAUCCCCGGUGGGCAGGAGGGCAGCUGGCCGGAGGGCGAGGAAGCAGGGAGCAGCCCGCGGCGCGCCGUCCCUCAGCAGGGCUGCGAGAGGUGACUGGACAACGAGCCGGCUCUGGCACACUGAAGCCGCCCCGAGGAGCAGUUCUGAGUCCACACACCAAGCAGAGGGCCAGCGUGCCCGGCUUCCUUCGGCACUUCUCUCUCGCCUUCCCUGACAUCUCCCCCCAGUUCGCUGUCAGACAAAGCCCGUUGUUCCCCGAAACGCGCUCCGCUCCCUCCCCUCGCUGCCGAACCCAUCGCCCACGUUACAGAGAGGAACCGGUGACUUACAGCGAAGCUGGUCCCCAGGCUGGGCUUCACUGGAAGACCUGUCGGAGUCAACCAUUUCCUCCAGCAGCCAUUGGGUUGAGGGAAAGUGAUGGGGGGAAACCUAAAACAGAAACAGGCUUGUAGUUUACUUCCUUUCCUUCUUUUCCUAGGCACCUUGGCAAGCUUGGGACCUGCAGUCUUGAGUGUGAAAGGAGGUACCCCAAGAGCCUAGCUGUUGUGGAGCUUCAUUGAAGGGCUCAGAGGCCAGAGCUGGAGCCCGGCCGUGUGUCUCCCUCUUGUGUCUGGCUCUUUUUGUUUUGUUUUUUUUCCCCCCAUUGUGUGUUUUGUAUUAAUGUCUGAACAAAGGGACUUGGUCAGAGACCAUCGGAUUGCAUAGGCUGGGGCGGACACAUGGCUUGGAACUGCAGCAUCAGGAUAUUUGCUGUGUGACUGGGGUGAGAGGGAAGGGAAGGAGGUAUGUGUUGGUGGGAGCAUGGGGGAUGGGAUGAGUUGGGAUGGGGUGGGAAGGCCGGGGGUUGAAAAGGGAGGGGAAAUAGUUUCAUGGUUUAAAAGGAUUGGUUCAAAAACCGUGGUUUUGUACAAAACUGACAAGUUUCAAGUGAAAUUAAGGAGCAUCAGACAGCUAAGUGCAUAACUGUGACACUAGAGGAGCAAGCGGUGGAUGUGCCAGAGGUGGGCACUUCCUAAACUAAAGUGCAAAGCUUUGGCUCCUCAUUGCAUAUUGCAUACCUCGUAACACUGACAUGAUGUGAGCAGCUGCACUGUCAUUUCCAAUGCUGUCCAAAACCAAACCAGUGAUGCAAGAUUUCUAGUGUUUUCCACAUUGCUCAUGUUCUAUGUAAACUCAAUAAACAGUUCUCUUGGA
Numida meleagris (helmeted guineafowl) is the source of this 3798-nucleotide messenger RNA. It is a transcript of the gene LRRC75B, whose product is annotated as leucine rich repeat containing 75B. The transcript is spliced from 4 exons. The record is from RefSeq and is a predicted model, not a curated record. The coding region runs from base 1693 to 2697 and encodes 334 amino acids. NCBI's taxonomy places the organism in Eukaryota, Metazoa, Chordata, Aves, Galliformes, Numididae.